Molecule: messenger RNA, 2619 nt
Organism: Hippopotamus amphibius kiboko
Lineage: Eukaryota; Metazoa; Chordata; Mammalia; Artiodactyla; Hippopotamidae
Gene: CCDC27
Product: coiled-coil domain containing 27
Exons: 17
Coding region: 1-2619 (872 amino acids)
Source: RefSeq, a predicted model, not a curated record
AUGGUGGAGAUCCGGAGAGGCUGCCGGGUACAGGCUGCUGCUGGCGGGGACCGAUGGAUCCUCCCCCAGGGCACGGCCAUCUCAGACCUCCUCGUGGAGGAACUGGAGCGCCGGGUCAAAGUGCCUGGAAGACAAGGACGGAUGCCGGGCGGCCCUGCCCCCACCACCCAUCUACCUGGGAAGCGCGUCUGGCCAGCUGACCCCUGGGCCACGUCCCUCAGAACCUUCUCAGACACGUACAUUCUGAUGCUUCUGGCAGCGCUGUCCGUGGGGCGCAGGGGGGCGGCCGGCAGCACAUCAGCCACUGUCCUUGACCCCCAGCCGCGUCUUUCUCACCAGCGAUGCUCCCAACACCGCGUGGUCUCCGGGAUGAGACGCUGGCUGCUACUUGGCACGGCGUCUGGCAACGAGGAGCUACGCGCUGCACUCCGGUCCGGCAGCACGCAGCUGUGGCAAGAAGACUCUGUGGUGAUGGGGCAGGAAGAGGUGGAUGGAACAAAGGACCGGAACGGAGAUGGAUUUCUGACAAAGGUACAGAGGCACCUCCGUGGAGAAAGCAGUCACUUCCAGAGCACCCCAGCGUCCUGUCGCCAGUUUGCCAUCAAGGUGACUGUGGUGGCAGAACCUUCCCAGCCAGGUGUCCUGACCCCAGACCACAGGGCAGCCUCCUGCUUCCUCGCCUUCCUGAACGAGGCAGGCGUGGCCAGCCUUGGUCCUCUGCUCCGCGUUCCCACGUUACCGAUCGGAGCCAGCAUGCCCAAGGAGAAAAGUCCGGUGCCCAACUUGAUAGAGAAGGGCCUGAUCAUCCUCCGGAAAGUGGCCAGCCGGGACGCACAGACCCCAGACUGGAAAUGUCACCAAACACAGCGCUCCCUCCGCAAGUCAGCUCAGGCCAUCAGCUGCUACUACAAGAAGAUGAGAGACGUCAAGGAGGACGCCAGCCCCCAGGACAGCGGCUUCCUGUCUGAAUUGGAGGAGCUUCGGGGCAAGUUUCUCACGCGUCCGGGCUGUCCCCAGUUCAGCACCAGGUCCACGUCCAUGACCCACUACGGCUCAGCCGUGACCCCCUCUCUGCCUGAGGAUACGUGUGUCAGCCCUGAGGCCUGGAAGGUGACCGAGGACCUGCUCUCCAGCCAGCAGGGCUCGGAUGUGAAGGUGGACGGCCGCCGCCUUCCCUUUAGUAAGAGUGCCUGCGAGUUCAAUUACCUGAGGAAGAAGAGUGAACCCCAGGUGUUGAGCCCAGGCUCCAGCAGCCCGGUCCUAGGGCAGAGCUACCCGAGGAAGCGGGUACCCUGGUACAUCUCCGUCAUCCACGAGAAGGACCAGUGCCUGUUCACGCUGGGGGAGGAAGUCCAGCGCCUCUCAGAGCUGGAGGAGCAGGUUCAGAAGAAAGACGAGGAGAUCCUGGCGCUUCAGGAGGAGAGAGAGGCCUUGAGGAAGCAUCUGAGAGGCCUCCUGAGGAGCAAAAGCCAGGAGGCCUCACUGAGCCACGUCACGAGGGAACAGCUGUCGGAGUUGGCAGCAAAGCUGCAGGGGAGACUGAGCACCCUUAGACCCUCCUUCAGAGAUGAGGAAGAGCUGGAACACAGGCACCAGGUGCAGGGAGAGCACGCCGUGACUGACAGAGGCAAGGACCUGGAAGGAGGCAGCUACGAGGAGGAAGAGGGCCUGGAAGGGGAGGCCGAGAGGGCGGCGGACAAGGGGGCUAGGGCCGGCGCCGAUAGGAAGGGGACUCUGCAGGAGAAGCAAGGCGAGGAGGAGGAGAAGGAAGAGGAGGCGGCGAUGGUGGAGUUGGAUGAGGAGAAGGAGAGGCAGGAGGAGGAGGCUGCGGGCAGGAGGAGGGCAGGCUCCGUGGACGACAGCUUUGAGGAGGAGUUGAUGGCCCAGCUGGAGGAGUACGAGCAGCUGAUCCAGGAGUUCCAGUUCCAGCUUGAGAGCACCAGGACCAGAUACUCCCUGGCAACAGGAACCAUCACAUCAUUACAGCGACAGGUGGAAUUCCAAGAAUUCCAACUGCAGAGCAUCAACACAGAGAACGAGAUGCUGCAGAAGGAGCUGCGGGAGCGGAAGCAGCAGCUGCAGGCCAUGUCUGACAAGUUCUCCAACCUCCGGGAAGACAAGAAGCACGAGGAGAUGAUGGGGCUGAUCGGGAAGGACAACCUCCACCUCCGGCAGCACGUGUCAGAGCUGGAGAAAGAACUCACCAAACAGGAACAGACCAUCUCGGAGUUGGAGGCCAAGGUCAGCCAGCUGCAGGCCCAGGUGAACCAGAGCCAGAACCAUCUGCAGAGGUGGAAGCAGCUGCAGGAGGAGAUGCAGAACAAGAAUGAGAUGAUCCAGCACGCGGAGCAGCAGGCCCGCGUGGCCCUGGAGGGCGCCCAGUCCAGGCUCGAAAGACUAAGGAACAAGAUCAUCCAGGCCACCUUCAACUCCCUAGGGUUCAAGUCCUUGGCCACUGAGAUCUCUGAUAAUGACAUCCUGGAAGCCUUGCAGAGGAUCAUCUCAGAGAGAACCGACUACUACAACCAGCUGAAACAGAAGGGGGUCAAAAUGCCCCCCCUGCAGCAGUCGGAAAUCUUAUCCUCGCCCAGCAAGUCCAAGAAGAUAACCUCCAAGUAG